CAGUCGGGUGGCGGCGGCGGCGAUGCGGCGGCCCCGCUGAGCCCGCCAGCUCCGGGCGCCGGGGGCCGGCCGCGCGAGGCGGCCCGGGCCGGGCGGCAGCAUGCGGGGCGGCGAGGAGCUGGACGGCUUCGAGGGCGAGGCCUCGAGCACCUCCAUGAUCUCGGGCGCCAGCAGCCCGUACCAGCCCACCACCGAGCCGGUGAGCCAGCGCCGCGGGCUGGCUGGCCUGCGCUGCGACCCCGACUACCUGCGUGGCGCGCUCGGCUGCCUCAAGGUCGCCCAAGUGAUUUUGGCCCUGAUUGCGUUCAUCUGCAUAGAGACCAUCAUGGAGUGCUCCCCGUGUGAAGGCCUCUACUUUUUUGAGUUUGUGAGCUGUAGUGCAUUUGUGGUGACUGGAGUCUUGCUGAUUCUGUUCAGUCUCAACCUUCACAUGAGGAUCCCCCAGAUCAACUGGAACCUGACAGAUUUGGUCAACACUGGACUCAGCACUUUCUUUUUCUUUAUUGCUUCGAUCGUACUGGCUGCUUUAAACCACAAAACCGGAGCAGAAAUUGCUGCCGUGAUAUUUGGCUUCUUGGCAACUGCGGUCUAUGCGGUGAACACAUUCCUGGCAGUGCAGAAAUGGAGAGUCAGCAUCCGCCAGCAGAGUGCCAACGACUACAUCCGCGCCCGCACAGAGUCCAGAGACGUGGACGGUCGCCCCGAGAUCCAGCGCCUGGACACGUGAGGACCUGCCAGCGUCCUCCUCCCUUUUGUCCUUGUGCCCAUCCUUUCAAUCAAGUUUUCUUUCCCUCGUCACGUCAGAUUUUCAUGUGAUUAAGUUGAAUUUUGUCCUCUUUGGUAAAAGUUCAUUCUGGGAAAGGGUUUUCAGAGUGACCCUGUUGGCGGGUACGUGAGGCAGGGAGCCCCCUUACCCAGCUGUCCAGACAGAGGCGGGUGGGAGAGGCCUGCGGAUUCUCCAGCUUGUGGUGGCCUUGGGGGCAGCUGGCCUCACUGGCUGCCAUGUCCACUUUGUGUCGUCACUGUCCCUGAGCACAGCCUUCACAUGUGACUCUGAGCCACUCUGUCCGAUGUAUUUGUGACACAUCAAGACUUUGGAUUAAAUGGGGACUGCUGGGGGGAAACAGAGUCGAGGAAUGAAGGUACAGGGUUGAAACGGUCAGUGAGCAGCGGUCCCUGGGCCGCCCCCAUAGCGUGCUCCAGGUCAGCGUUCAGUCUCGCCGCCAGGAUCCUCCCCUGCUCCUCGUCUUCCAUGCCUGGGGCAUCGAGACAGCCAGCACAGGCCAAGCCCAGAAAGCACGUGUGACACUGAGGGUGUGCAGGCGGGGCUCUUUGCAGUCUGGAUUUUAUGGUGAUGGGACAAGCCGGUGUCCUCUGGGGACAGCUGCACAAGACCGCUGACAGGUGGGAGGGGUGCCUUUCGUUUCCUACCCUGCUGCGAAGUCACUUGAUUCUUCCUCAAAUGAAUCACCUCCCUGAAUCCCAGAUUCUCCUCCGGGAAUAUGGGGCCCGUCUUGUUUUCCAGGAUCCUACCUACCCUUCAUACUUUGAGGCUGAACUGCUUUACCUUCUCAGGUAAAAGCCACGAAGGAAAACCAGUCCAUUCCACCAGCCAGAACACUUGCUCAUUUGCUGGCUUCACGGACCACAGGUGGGGACAGACCUCUCUUUGAAGGAUGUGUGCUGAUUUUCAAAUGCCUGAGAGGAGUUCCAAAGUGAUUCUGAGCAGAUUUGCCUAGGAUUUGAAAAUACUUGAAUUUGUACCACGACGCGUCCUCUCACUGACGUUUCCGAAGGCACGAACUGUCGCUUUGUGCCUCAGGGUCAUGACUAUGAACAUCAAUCUCGGAAGCUGUUGGGAAAAAUGCUAGUUCUGUGAGGUUUUGAACUGAUUCUUGAUGAAGUGAAGAUUCUUGUGGUGAAUGAGUUCAGUGAGGCCCUACGAUGCUGUAGUUUGUUGUUUCUUGGUUUUUUUCUGUUGGAGACUAAUUGUAUCUUUUAUGGAAAAACUGUUUUAACUCGUCAGGUUUUCACUCUCUGAGCUGUUUUUAAUGUUUACAAACCUCACGCUAGCUCUAAUAUUUUACGUUUAGCCCUCUCCAAGGAAAAAACACUUACUGCUGGCGGGGAGAUUUUGCAGUAACGUGGAGAAUUCCCAGGGUCUUGUCCUAGGGAGCAUUUACAGCUUUAGCAGUGUACUGUGUAACGAGGGAGAGACUGCGUGUUUGGGGGGUGGGGAGGAGAGCGCGUGGGAGAAAAACGCCACCUCUGCACGGGCGCUGUUGCAGUCUUCAUCCAAGAGCAACGCCUGCUCUCCCAGCGUGGGGGACCGACCAGGUGACACUGCUAGGCUGGGGAAUCUGCAGGAAAUGGGACCGUGCUGUCUCUGAAAGGUCGGGGUUGGGGGUCAGCUCCCCGAAUAACAGCCAGUACAUUCCGAGUUCUGCUGUGGUUCCUUCCGGGGCAGUGGCCCAGGUCACAUGUUCCAGCUCCCGGUCAGUUCAGGGGUGUGGGCCGCUGGUGCGACCCACACAGUCUGCUGGUAACUCACCUUGCCGUCCGCACCCACAGAGGGCAGCCAGGCCCGGUCACAGCUGGGUGUGCUGCCCAGCAGGUCUGAGAGAGCCCUCUGCCCGUGACCAGCCAUGCUGCACAAGCUUCGAACCUAGUCUAUGUAGUGAUUUUCGAGGAGAUUAUGACAUCUGGAUUUUAUCUGUUCAUUUUAUAUAUUUAUUUUGCAUUUGUUGAGUGUAUAUGCUUAGGCAGAAUUGGGCUUAUCUCUCUCUCUGAGAGUUCUAUUGAAAACAAGGUCACAAAGACUCAGCCUUGCAUUAAGUGGGACCCACUUGGAAGGACCACCCUGAACUUUAUCGAGAUCUCCUGCUGGGAAUGGGAAUCAUGUUACUUGGCCUCAAUAAAAAAAAGCCGCCUUUGAGGUGAGAUUGAAAAAAAGAAUACCAUUCAGGCAGGAUUGUUGCCCAAGUUUCCCCAAGUCACUUCAAUAAAACCAGUUUAUCAUCUGGGAGAAAGGAGCCGACUGGCCUCGAGGAUGUGUUGUCAGCUGCAAGAAAUUGUUCUGAAGCCCAUGGAAACUGUAAAUGCCAAGAGGUGAUAAAAAGUGAUGACACCUUGUGCCACAGAGCGACCUAGGAGUUAAUUUGCAUUUUAGUGUUAGAAUCUCUGGAAUUAUUUAUGUCCCCGUAACUAUUUAAUGUCCUUUGUGCCAUGAGGCUCUCCCAUGAUUUUUGUAAAUAUAUUUGUUUAUAUUUAAUUAGCUCCUGCUGCAGCUGCAGGUGGCAAGGCACGCUGUCUAAUUGGUGCCACGCAGAAUCCUGCAUCUCGGCACCGAUGGCCGUGAGGUGGGGGGGAGUCAAGGAGGGAGUGUGGUUGUCUGUGGUGACUGCAGUGACAUCUGCAUCUUUCUUAUGUUGGCUCUGUGUACAAAGAAGACAAUCUAGAUUUGGGGGCUUUAGGGGACUAUUCUUUGCAAAUUCAAGGAAGCCUAUUUUCGCAUUUAAUAGUCCCAAUAUGGACCAGUGGCACUUUGGCCCGGGGCAUGUUAAGGCUCAGGCGCUCAGUGUUUCUCAGUUUUCUCGUGGGAGGACAGCGGCUCUCACGGUGUUUGCCAGACUCCCAGAGAGCUGCAGUUGCUGCGCACGUUUGAGUUUGUUCCUGGAGACCGGAUGGUGGGAACCCUCUGGCAUUGGGUGGAACGUCUGGUGGUUUUAGAUGGAUGCAAAUGCUGACAUCUUCCGAGAAAGUUUAUCUUGGCACUGACUUGCUUGAUGUGCUAUUUUUUUCCUCUCAUCCUCCUUUAUCCUCCCUCCAUGCUGCUGAAGUCCUGGCGGGAGAUACCUUUCCCCUUUCAUACGGAGAUUACAAUCACGAAAGCCUGAAGACACUUGUUGGCCCUACGUAAAGCCAGGGAAGGACAAAGGCGGUUACAGGUUAAAACCUCCUAAGAGAAGUUCAUGUAAAAUAAAGAAAAUAAGAGUUUUACUCUGUGCAGCAGCAGUCGUCCACGAGAUCCCCUUCACCUACAAAAAGGCAGGAACGUGGGAACCUGCCCACUCCCAGCAGCACGUCUUCCUUGGCAUUGGACUGAAGUGCCAGCACCGGCAGAGCCCAGCCUGGCCACAGGGAAGCCAGCGAGGACCUGGCUGGGCUCUGAGGCUUGGCACUGGGAGGUGGAUGACACCCCCAGCCCUUUGGGACCAAUACUGUCCCCUGGUAGGAAGGCUCACGCCCCCGGGUAAGCAUAGAGUGUGUCUGAGCUCCACCGUGUCAGAUGCUUCUGGUGAGAGCUUUGUGACUCAGCUGAAAACAUUCCUACUCUGUUGAAGUUUGCAGUUCCAUCUGCCUUUCUUUGAAGCUCCCUUAGUGAUUCAGACUUCGGCUCAGCCACAGGCGGUCUCUGAGGAGGUGAAGCACUAAGUCUUUUGUCUGCACGUGUAUGUGAAUUCGUGCUUGCAACGAAUGAGCCCUGAAUGACCCCUCCACGUGUCAGGUCCCACGUGAGGCCCAGUCUUACCUUUUCUUGCAGACUCGCACGUGUGUUUGGGAAGAACCCUCACCUCUCCGUGUGUUUAAGAGAUGGACCAAGGUCUGAUCUCUGGCUGUGCGAGAUUUUCUGUGGGCUGGUUUUAGAACCUGUCCUAACACAUGAAUAGAAUGUGGAGACAACAUGUGGCCGAUUUAGUGAUUCUGGAAGGCAGUCGAAGUGGUUGCCAUUGUGCCAUCCGUGUUCAAAACAAAGCAACCCUGAAGUCACUGUGUCCCUGCCUGACUGUCAUUUUCUCCAUGUCUUGUUCACAGGGAAAUAAUGACAUCGAACAGGUGGCUAAAGGUGAAAACACUUUCUAGGCCGAGGGCUGCUGAUUGAUUCUCUCGAGCAGAAAAAGUGGCUUCCUCCUCCAGGGACUGCCAUUGGCGUGUGACACUUUUUUAGUUCCUGCUGAAACCUGCAGAACCCCAGCGUUCUCUCUUCCCCAGGUCUUUCUUAUUUUAUCAGCACCCACCCUGAGGACCAGCUAGGCGACAGGCUGGUGAGAUGGGAGCGGGGGCAGGUCUAGGAGGGAGAGGAGGGCGGAGGAGGCCCAGCACGCCCGUACUGUCAGCCAUGGCACCGUUGAUAACGCCAGACGUGGUUACCAGCCCAGGCUGACUUGAAAAAAUGUACUUGGUUAACCACCUUCCUAUCCUCUUGUCUUUGGGACCGUGAGCUCUUAUGUCCUGGGACCAGCUUGAAAGCGAGUGCUGAACGCUGGGACCAGUAUUCCUUGGCGCCCUGGGUGGGCUCUUGGUGCUGAGUUUGGGAACUCAUGGGUCUGGAUGGGCGACUCGGAUUCUGGUUUGGGGGCCACUUAGGGAGGACACAGACCUAACACUGCCUGCCUUGAGCUUUAUAAACGUUCCUGUUUAAGAAAUCUGGUGUGUAUUCUCUUCUCAGCAGUUUUUUUCUCGGCAAAUAUGGUUGAAAUCUUAAGAACUGUCAGGUCAAGAAGGUAAUUUGAAAUAUUUGACCUUUUACAUUUCUUUUAUUUAGAAACUGUCUGGAAGAAAAUACCCUCACUAUCUGUUAGAUCUAGAAGAAUUUUCUUCUGAGUGAAUGUCCUGUUUGACUUUCUUCACACAGUAAAUGGCAUUUAUACAGUCGCAGGCUUGAAACAGAGGAUGGGUCCUGAUGUAUUUUCCCUUCUUUGGUCUAGUUUAUGUGCUUAUUCCAUUUGGAUACAAUUUCUCAAUCUUUGGGAUUUUUUUUUUCCAUUGUACUUUUUCUUAUUCCAUAAAUAUAACAGUAAAGAAAAAAGUUACCCACAAGCCCCCUGAGUUUGAAUCAAUGGCAACUUGCCUAGAAUAAAAUCUAGGUUAUGGGACCUUGCACAGUGUAUCCUUUGCAUAGGGUUAGUGCAUUGUCUACAAUUUGUAUGCCAAGACUUUAAUGCAGGUGCGUUGCUAUCCAGACUCCCUGGAGGGAGUGACAGGUUUGCACUGGGAUGCAUAAUACGCAGCAGCGAGAGCGCUGAGGGCUUAAUCACCAGUGAGCUGUCAGAACUUCAUGGUUUUGAUUUGCGAGGAGCAACUUGUCUCCGAUGCCCGUAAUCAGCUUUCUUGAUGCGGUUCAGGGUGAGGCCCCAAAUCUCUCUUCGUGAUUGUGCUCAAAGGAGAGAAGGUGUGAAACCCUGCGUUAGCAGCAGUCAGGAACAUCAAAUCGGAGUCUGUCUUUGCAGGACACUGCUGAAGCCCAGGAGGAGGCACCCCUUUUAUCAGGAAAGCCAUCUGCGGGGGGUGGUCAGGACACGAGGACAGCGUGGGGACCUGGUGCCCGCUUCAGGCAGGGCCAGGUCUGACUCGCGGCUGCUUCUCUUCACAGGCUGUUUUGCUUUCCUGCCUUUCCAGAAUCGAUUUUGCAAGUUUCAAGACUCUGUCCCCCUCUCUGCAGACGUGAGGAAGGCAAAUAUCUGGGGCUUGAAGGGAGGAGUGGCAGGUCCAGGGGCUGGGGGAAGGCCCAUUCUCGGGGGCGGGUGAGGGUGGGUUGCUUGGAUGGCCCCCCAAGCUGGCCCAGGUCCACUGAGGGGCCACCCGCUUCCAACUCUUCACUCUGGAACCCAUUUAAAAACGAGUUUUCAAAUCCCACCUCAUGAUGAAAUUGACUUAUGUGGACAAAACCAGUGCUUUUCAUAACUUGAUUUUGUUCAGUGUGCUUCCCUCUAAGAGAAUGCUAGGGAUCGAAACUAUUUGUAUAUGUUGAAAUUUGUAGGGGUUCAGGAACCCGUGACAGAAACAUUUAACUAUUUAUUACAGGUAUGACUUUUUUUUUUUUUCCUGAAGUAGGUAAUUCUCUUUUUGUAUAUUUUAAGACAAAUAAUAAUCACUUCACCUUUGGUGCCUUCCGUGUGUCACAUAAGCACUCUUGUCAAUCAUGGAAUUGAAAAAAAGAUGUACAUUUAGUUAAACCAGAUAACACUAUUUUUGUAGCAUGAUUUUAGAUUGUGUCCUUUUAACAUUGCUUUCAGCAAUGCUGGUUCUGAGGUUUGGCCAUUUUCCCUUUAAACUUCAUAUGUAUUUUAAAAAAGAAAAAAACCCUGACUAUUCCUGUCUCUUCUCUGCUGCUAUCUCCCCAGCAUCUUGUUUCUGCUUAUUUAAAUAGUCUGAGAGGAAGAGUAUAUUUCUGUGAAAUAAUUAUUAAUCAGUAAAAUUGCAUUUGGCAUUUUUUAACCACUUGUUCAGUUUGGAGAGCCACUCCUCACCUCAAACAGGACGAGGAAAGUGGCUCCAUAUUUAAAAAAAGAACAGAACAUCCUCGGUGCUCUGACUGCCCCGUCUUUGGGUCCAAAAUGGUGAAAAGCCCCGUUGUGGGCUAGUGGCCCGGAGGGCGUUCUCUGGCCCGGUGUCUCCGGAUCAGCUCAGGCUGUCCCGCUAGCUUUGCCACCCGCCUCCCUCUGUCUGUGUGGGGCGCUUCCCGGAGCGCCUCCCUGGGCCAUGGGCUCACCUUCCACUCGGAUUUCAGAUUGCUGCGGGGAUGCGCUGGGUAGGCUCGGUGGCCCUUUCUGGUUUUGGCCUGAACAAAAUGGAUGCCCUGCUGUGAGGAGCUUGAUGAAGUCAAGACACAGGUCACACUUGAGCUGCUCCUUCGGUUGUCCCACCCCUGCAGGACUGAGUUAUGUCUGGUCAGGAAAAGUCUCGAGUACACUAGCUGAGCCGGUGCAAAAUGAAGGAAUGGAUUUAUUGAAACGUAAAAUUGUAGGUGUUUUUUUUGGUCCUUCUGAAGGAUCAGAAUAUGUAAUUAUUUUCUAACAAAGGAAGUCAAGUCAGAUGGCUAAUAACUCCAAUACGAUUACUCAUUGGUACUUGGCCCAGUGGCACUUUUCGGGUGCAAUGUUAAUUUAAUAACGAUUACACUUUCCUUCUGAAGGUCUGUUUCCUCUACAGUUUAGACGCAGCUGCGGGGCUUUCUGAGGUGAUGCCUAUUUGGCAAACUUUGGCUGAUGCUGUUCAGAGCUCCCACCUGGCUUCUCAAACCAACAUGGAUGCCAUGGGCUGGGCACCACGCACUCCAACUGGCUCUUGGGUUGGACUCUAUCCAUUUGGAGUGAUUUGGGGCCCCAAAGCCUUUGCUCCUCUCGGCUUGUCCCUGACAGCAGAGAAAGCCUCACGUUGCCCUCAGUUUCCCCCUUUCUUUUGAAGGACCAACUUUUCAUGGUACUUGUCCUGAUUGUUUUCAUAGUGUUCAAAUCUGUAUUUUUGUAUGUAGAGGGAAAUAAUUUUCUCAACACUAAUCGCUAAUAAAUAUUGUAUUAAAUUGUCAUGAAGGAGUUCUUGUUUAAUAAAUGGACAUGUAAAAAUGG
Molecule: messenger RNA, 8348 nt
Organism: Equus caballus (horse)
Lineage: Eukaryota; Metazoa; Chordata; Mammalia; Perissodactyla; Equidae
Gene: CMTM4
Product: CKLF like MARVEL transmembrane domain containing 4
Cellular component (GO): membrane
Source: RefSeq, a predicted model, not a curated record